AAUCCUAAUAUUACCUUUUUAACUCAAAUAUCACUAAUGAAGUUCCUCACCAUUGCUCUUGUAUUCGCUUCCCUGGGUGCCAUCCAAGUUUUGGCUAUCCCCAAGUACCCAUCCCAGGAUUGCUACAACGACUCAAUCCCCCUUCCAUGCGCCGUAGGCAUGGUCUGCGCGGCUGUCCAAAUUCCUGUUUUGGCAUGUCCUUCGAACUGCAGCAACGCGGUGAAAGCCGGCUGCACCAAGCGCUGCAAGCCGUGCCGCACCAAGCCAUGCACCAAAAUCUGCACUUGUGAGAUUGUUUGCCCACUAAACACCCCCAGUUUAGAGUAAAUA
Molecule: messenger RNA, 330 nt
Organism: Kickxella alabastrina
Lineage: Eukaryota; Fungi; Kickxellomycota; Kickxellomycetes; Kickxellales; Kickxellaceae
Exons: 1
Source: RefSeq, a predicted model, not a curated record